AUGGAAAUAACGAGGAUUGUGAAUAUCGAAUGCAAAUCGAUAUAUUUCGAGACUCGAAACCAUAGAAAUUUAAACUGGAAUUUUCGCAGUGAUAUAUUAAACGUUCAUUUAAUUCCUCAUAGUCAUGACGAUGUAGGAUGGUUGAAUACUCCAGAAAUUUACUACAAUGCCUAUGUGAGAUUUAUAUUAACAAAUGUCAUUAUCGAAUUGCAGAAAAAUAAAAAGAGAAGAUUUGUUUAUGCCGAAGUGUAUUUUUUUCGAAAAUGGUGGCUAGAACAAGAUUCGAUAACGAAAAAAAUUGUCAAAAAACUAAUUAAAAACAAACAAUUAGAAAUAAUAAAUGGAGGUGUGUGUAUGAGCGAUGAAGGUGUUACACAUUAUCAAAGUUUUAUAGAUCAAUUAACCUGGGGUCUAAGAUUUAUCAAUGAUACAUUCGGAUCGAAUGCUUCGCCAACUGUCGCCUGGCAAAUUGACACAUUCGGUCAUUCCAAAGUCAUUGCAUUAUUAUUUCAUCAAAUGGGAUUCGAUAGUUUAUUCAUAAAUAGAAUCGAUAUUGAAGAAUUAAAACUUCGUAGAGAAAAUAAAUUAAUGGAAUUUUUAUGGGUUGGAAAUAUCAGUAAAAAAUCGAAACCUUAUAUUUUUACAAGCCUUUUAUUCAAUCAUUAUAGUUCUCCUCCUGGUUUUGAUUUUGAAAGAAUCGAAGAUGAUAUAUAUAUUAAUUUUUCAACAUUUUCAAUACAUGUUAGAAAACAAGCGGCUGCAUUUAAAACAAAUCACAUAUUCGUACCAAUGGGUGAUGAUUUUCGAUAUCUUAAUGCUGAAAGAUAUUUUAAAUUUAUCGAUAGACUUAUAAGUUAUUUUAACAAACAUUCGAAUUAUAAAUUAAAAAUUUUUUAUUCGACUCCUUCUCUUUACAUUAAAGACUUACACUCUUCUCGAAUAUCAUGGCCAUUAAAAUUUGGUGAUUUUUUUCCUUAUGCUUCAGAAAUAAAUGUUUAUUGGACUGGUUACUUCACCUCCAAACCGACUUUAAAAUAUUUUGAAAGGUUGAGCAACAACUUUUUGCAGAUAUGCAAACAGUUAUUGGUGCUAGCUAAUAAAGGAAUGACUUAUUUCAAUGAGAUUAGAAAAUUAAGGGAAGCUGUUGCUGUGUUGCAGCAUCACGACGCCAUCACGGGUACUUCUCAACAACAUGUUACCAAACAUUAUGCCAAAUUAUUGUACCGAGGAAUACACACUUGUGCCAAACCGAUUGAUUCGUCAUUGAAGUAUUUAUCAAUGUUCGAUUCGAGUUCUUCCAAUUUGGAAUACGUGUCUUGUUUGUUACUGAAUAUUAGUUCGUGCGAAUUCACGGAAACUCAUUCGAGGUUCAUCGUAACCGUUUAUAAUCCUCUAAGUCGAAUAACGGAUUAUUACGUGAGGAUACCAAUCGAUAGACAAAACUACCUCGUCAUGGGAAACGACGGAGGGAUAAUAACGAGUCAAAUCGUCGCCAUUUCGAAAACCGUUAGAAAUAUUCCCGGGAGAAAAAGCAAAGCCAAAAACGAAUUAGUUUUCAAAGCAUCCCACUUGCCGCCAUUGGGAUUUAAAUCGUUUUACGUUCUGCAGGCGCCAAAAGGAAAAUUCAACGAUAAAGACGUCAAAGAAAAUCCAGUAAUAAAAAAUUUUCCUCUCUCUCUCUCUCUCUCUCUGGUCUUGAACGGUAGCCAAUUCCAUGUGAGAUUUGCUACGGGUAAAAACGGUUUCCAUUCGUCGGUAUUGCAAAAAAUUGAAUAUUACGAAUCGAAAAACCGUUCGGGAGCUUAUUUAUUUAGUCCGUCGCAAAAAAAAUCAUUUAAGGAUUUAAAAAAAGGAGAAAAAAUUGUAAAAUUAUUAAACGAUGGUCCCAUAGUGAAAGAAUACGAAGAAAUAUUUUCCGAUUGGGUCAGUCAAAUUGUGAGAAUUUAUUCGGAUGAAAAUUACGUGGAAUAUAAUUGGUUGAUCGGUCCGAUACCAAUCAAGGAUUCGAUAGGAAAAGAAGUUUUUGCAAAGUACGAAAGUACGAUACGAAGCGAUGAUAUUUAUUACACAGACGUAAACGGAAUGAAAAUGGAAAAAAGGAUAAGAAAUUAUAGAUAUUUUACGGAAAAGCCGUUGAACACGAUUUCUGGGAAUUAUUAUCCCGUAACGAGUUCGAUAUCGAUUCAAGAUGACGACAAUCAAAUGGCUGUGAUAGUCGAUAGACCGGAAGGAGGUUCGAGUCUUAAAAGCGGACAAAUCGAACUCAUGAUUCACAGAAGGACGAUCAAAGAUGAUGGAUACGGUGUAGGAGAACCUCUCAACGAAAUGGCACACGGGAAAGGUUUGGUCGCGAGAGGUAGUCAUUGGCUACUAUUCGGGAACAAGGAUUCGAAAAUGAAGAAAAGGAUAAAAAUGUUCGCACGAGAAAAACAUUUGCAACCCUGGUUGUUUUUUUCCGAUUCGAGUUCGUUAUCCUACGAUGAAUGGCGUACGAAUCACGUGACGGAAUUUUCCGGGAUGAAUGUCAAUUUACCGUCGCACGUUCAAAUACUAACGUUGGAACCUUGGAGAGAGCAAACGAUACUUUUGAGAUUGGAAAAUACGUUGGAAGAUUAUUCGAAAGAGGAAAUCGACAAAGCGGAAAUGAUAUCGUUAAAAGGAUUAUUUAAAAAUUUCGACGUGAUCGACGUUGGAGAAACGGCAUUGGGAGCCGACAGGUGGAUUUCCGACGUGAAAAGACUCAAAUGGAAUUCCUACGGCACGGUUAUAAUUAACGAGAGAGAAGAAAACAAAGAUGGAGGAGAAUUGGGCGAUGAUUUCGUCAUAAGUUUAAAACCUCAGGAAAUAAGAACGUUCGUUGUUAAAAUAUCGGAGAAAACAAGGAUUUGA
Pediculus humanus corporis (human body louse) is the source of this 2889-nucleotide messenger RNA. RefSeq names its product Lysosomal alpha-mannosidase precursor, putative. NCBI's taxonomy places the organism in Eukaryota, Metazoa, Arthropoda, Insecta, Psocodea, Pediculidae. Gene Ontology annotation, cellular component: lysosome. The transcript is spliced from 16 exons. The coding region runs from base 1 to 2889 and encodes 962 amino acids. Gene Ontology annotation, molecular function: carbohydrate binding; alpha-mannosidase activity. Gene Ontology annotation, biological process: mannose metabolic process. The record is from RefSeq and is a predicted model, not a curated record.